UGUUAAGCAUGGGAAUCAAUUGUAUUCAGGGACAAAGGAGUGAUAUGUUGUGUUGCGAUACACAGGGGUGUCAAUUCGCAGUCACGCACGCUCACCGGCAGAACACACUACCACGCACGUGCAUCCAUCGACAACGAAAACAAAACACUGUCAGUCAGUCAGCACAAAAAAUACAAAGAGGCCGGCGAGCGCCUGAGCACACACACGAAGAAACGCACUCUCUGCUGCAUUAAUCGAUCCCUGCCUCUCUGACCUCGAGUUGGUGUCUCUGCUGUGUGAGGACCCAUGUGUGUCGUCAUGUCAUGCGGGCGGCAGAUGGCAGUUCAUGACUCGGAUGGCCCCGUCCCCGCCGGCCACCGCCACCAUCGAACUGUCACACGAAAAAUCAACCUGAGACAGACAGACAGACAGACAGACGGACAGACGGACAGACGGACAGACAGACAGACAGACAGACAGGGAGAGAAUGAGGACACCGAGCGAAUGAACGAAUGAGGCAUCCGUCCACUCCACCGACCGUGUAGCACCCCUUUGCCAUCGACGUGAUGGUGCCAAGCGGCGCCUGAAACACAGACACACACAUAGGUGGCAUCAAUUCAGGCAAAGAUUGUUCGCCCCUUUCUGUCUGUCUGUCUGUCUGUCUGUCUGUGUGUGUCGGCCGGCCCAUUGUGUGAUUUAUUACGUAGUCGGAUUCCCUGUCGAAUAUCUUGGCCUCGUUGGCCCCGCUGCCGCCGGCGACGAUGAGACAGGAGGUGCUGUCCUUGCUGAACUCGGCGGCGUAGACCAUGCACUGCUCCCGGGAUGUGCUGUCGGCGGUUUGCCAGGGGAUGUCGGUGAUCUUCUUGCCGGUACCAAAGUCCCACAGCUGUAGCUGCUCAGUCGGUCGCCACGAACCCGUCAGAAUCGUGUCGCCAUCAGCUGUAUGCAUGGCAUGGCAUGGAAGGGGAGACAAUCGACGUCCGUCCGUCCGUCGGGAGAGAGGGGUUGGUCCGUCCUUUGCUUGCCUGCGAUGUCGACUGCGUCUCCGGCGACGAAUGGCCCAUAGAUGGUGCGGAUAGCGGCUUGCGAGCGUGUGUCCCAUACCUGCACGGUGUGGUCCCAGCCGCCCGUCACCAGCAGGUGCUUGGCCGUCGGGUUGAACUUGAGCGAGAACACACGAUUCGCGUGACCGAUGUGCGCACCCAUCUCAGCACCUAACGAGACGAGACGAGACGAGACGAGACAAGGAGAAAAGCAGCCAUCCAUUUCUUACAUACAUGUAUCACUCGUCUGGCCAUCUGUCUGUCGCGACCGUCGCGUGCAGCCAGCCCCUGACUGACUGCCUGACCUUUGAGACUGGUCGAUAGCUGUUUGGUGGCCUCGUCAUAGACAUGGAUUUCCCUGUUUUUGCCGGCGACAGCGAAUGUGGUUCCGUCCUCGGAGUAGUCGCAGCAGAAGAGCUGGUUGUGGUUCUCGAUGAUCUGGUGGAGGCACUUGCCUGAGGCAAUGUGCCAGUGCUGCACCACACCGUCGCUGUUGACGCUAAUCAACACAUUCUUGGUCUUCGACACGGCCUUGUUGGGACGCCAACGCACCUGAUGGACGCGUGGAUAGAUGGAUGGACACAUCGUCCGUCCAUGAGAUGGAUGGGUGUUGGCUGCCUGCCUGUGUGGUGGGGGAGCCGCCUGCUUGGUUGAGCACAUACGCCUGCCGCCCCGUGGACGUGUUGAAUAUCUUGAUAGCACCGUUGCUGCACGCAGCUGAACACAUAUAUACACACAGCCAGCGGAGAGAGAGGGCAUGAACGAUGGCAUUUGUAGUGCCAUCGUUGGCUUCUCUUCCUUCCCUUACACCCUUUAUCCUCACUCACCCGCCAGGUAAGCGUCGUCAGGCGAGAAGCGAAUGCAGAGAAUCUCAGACGUCACAUCGGAGAGGAUGAACCGAGGCGUUAUCUUCUUGCCCGUACGCCGCGAUGGAGAUACUGCCAUCUUAAGACACCCUAGGCAAGGAACCUACAGAGCUUUCGCGAAUCCGCCUUCGCAGUCUC
This is a messenger RNA of Vitrella brassicaformis, 2026 nucleotides long. The record is from the annotation of a GenBank genome assembly. NCBI's taxonomy places the organism in Eukaryota, Vitrellaceae.